UAAUUUUCACAUUCGCCCAUAAACUUUUUGCGAAUUUCAAUCAAAACGACGACAUUCCGAAUGGUAGCUUCAAUACGAUCAUGGCAGCUUCCAUAUCUAAAACCCUAACCAGAAAUCUUCUCCGGCGAAGUGGUGAGACUACACAAGCAUUACAGCUCCGGUUAUCCUCCGCCGCUGCUUCAGCUCCUGCCAUCUCUGUGACUGAAACUCAACCUCCAGAGAGAGGUGGACCUUCAAAAUGGUCAAACUUACUGCUCUUCGUACCGGGGGUCAUCACCUUUGGCCUUGGCUCUUGGCAGAUCAUCAGAAGGCAAGAUAAGAUUGAAAUGCUUGAGUACAGACAAAAUCGAUUGCGAAUGGAUCCUCUAAACUGCAAUGAGGUUUCUCCUUCAGGUGAAAAUGUGGAUUCCUUGGAGUUCUGCAGGGUACUAUGUAGAGGAGUGUUUGAUGAGAAGAAGUCCAUUUUCAUAGGGCCACGCUCCAGAAGCAUUUCAGGGGUGACUGAAAAUGGUUACUAUGUUAUUACUCCUCUCAUGCCUUUGGCAAAUGAUCCUAAGAGUGUGCAGGCACCAAUUCUUGUCAAUAGGGGAUGGGUCCCCCGGAAUUGGAGAGACAAGUCUUUGGAAAUGGCUGCGGCUGAUGAACAACCUUCAAGUAUUGCACCGCCAUCUCAAGAGAGUGGAAAGAGCUCCUGGUGGAUGUUUUCUUCAAAAAAGAAUAAAGUAGAAGAGGAUCAAGUUCCAACUGUUAAACCCACAGAAGUGAUUGGAGUCAUCAGAGGAAGUGAGAAGCCAAGUAUAUUUGUUCCAGCAAAUGAUCCCAAUUCCUUCCAGUGGUUCUAUGUUGAUGUUUCAGCCAUUGCUCGUGCUUGUGGACUCCCUGAGAACACACUCUACAUUGAAGCCAUCAAUGAUAAUGUCGACCCAAGCAAUCCUUAUCCAAUUCCAAAGGAUACAAACACAUUGGUUCGGAGUUCUGUAAUGCCACAAGAUCAUCUUAACUACACAUUUACAUGGUAUUCUCUGUCAGCUGCUGUGACGUUUAUGGCUUAUAAGAGGCUACAGUCAAAGAAAACCCGGAGAUAGCAAACGUUUGAACUUGUUCCUUUGAGGGUAUUUUGGCAAUGUAAGAUCAGCUAGUCGUUGAGGCAAUGCUGCUAAUUUGCGCCCCAGGGCCCUUGAGAAUAUCACAGAAUAGCUUUCAUGUCAUCGACCAUCUCUAAGGAGAGAAAAGCUGCUAUAUUUUCAACUCGUCUUAGACCUUCAAUCCUUUUUCUCCUACAUUCUACAGGCGAAUGCAACCCAUUUUUUUUAAGUGAUACCAACCCAAUAAUGUCGAUUUAGUAAUAUUCUCAAGAUUUUGUCAUCUAA
Messenger RNA from Solanum stenotomum, 1370 nucleotides. RefSeq names its product surfeit locus protein 1. Gene Ontology annotation, cellular component: membrane. Bases 81 to 1085 code for a protein of 334 amino acids. The transcript has 6 exons. NCBI's taxonomy places the organism in Eukaryota, Viridiplantae, Streptophyta, Magnoliopsida, Solanales, Solanaceae. The record is from RefSeq and is a predicted model, not a curated record.